Messenger RNA from Beta vulgaris subsp. vulgaris (sugar beet), 7006 nucleotides. RefSeq lists its product as uncharacterized. The coding region runs from base 337 to 6333 and encodes 1998 amino acids. NCBI's taxonomy places the organism in Eukaryota, Viridiplantae, Streptophyta, Magnoliopsida, Caryophyllales, Amaranthaceae. The transcript has 3 exons. The record is from RefSeq and is a predicted model, not a curated record.
UGCACCAAAAGGCGGGUUUCGCAAAAGCAGGGAAAAGGACCAAAAUGAACAUUUCAAUUUGCAAUAUAGCUUUUUGGUCUCACACCCUGUAACACCCACCUUAAUUGGAUUUAGAUCUGUAAUUGUUUCAUCUUUCCAUCUUCAAAUUAGUAGACAGUAGUUAGUCAAGUCCCACUUUCUUCCCAUCAUCUCCUCUACUUUCAACUUAUAGCUCUUUAGUCUUUACCCAGUCCUAAUUUCUUCUUCUUUCAACUUCCAUAAUUGUUUGAUCAUCAUCUUCUUCAUAAUCAAGUACAUAUUUGAGCCAAGUUUGCUAAAAAAAAACGUUUUGAAGAAAUGGGUCGUGAUGGGUUAAAAGCUGGUGUUCAAAUCAGGAAAUUUAUGAUCAUAACAAUCAGAUUGUGUUACAGAUCAGUUUGUAAUCAUCCUUUUGUUGUGGGUAUUUUGUUGUUCUUACUAUUUUUGUAUAGAUCAUUCCCUUUUUUGUUUUCUCUAUUAGUAAUGGCCUCCCCUGUACUUGUCUGUACUGCUGUUUUACUUGGAACCCUUUUGAGUUUUGGUGAACCAAUUAGUGUUCUUGCGUCUGAGGAAGAAGCGAAAACUUCUAAUGAAGUGGCACAGUUGAAAACAGGCAGGCUUGAGAACACCAUUGUUGUUGAGGAGGAUGAGUGUUUUGGUAGGGAUAGUAAAUACACAGAAUUGAAAAGAGAAAUUGUGACCAUUACUGAUGAAGAGCCGUUACUAGCAAAUGUGGAUAAAUUAGAUAAAUCGGAAAUCGAUCGUGAUGAUGUUGCUGGUAGUUCAAUGCCUAUUGAUCAUAUUUCAAGGGAGGUUAGAUUUGAGAAAGAAUGGAUUGAGGAAGAUAAGAGUGAGGUUGGGAAUACUGAAGUUGAGCAGACUUUGGACUUGGGUGAUCAAUUGUUCAAGAUGGGGGUCGGAGUUGGUUCUAGUUAUGGGGAUAUUGUUCAACCCAGUUCUUCUUCAACUCAGAAGGCACCAGAGAAUUUUGAGGAUUAUAAAUCACUUGAAGGGUCAAUUGAUGUUCGGGUGAGGGACUAUUUAGUGUCGUCUUUGGAAUUACAGAAACAAUUGGAUGAAGUUCUAGGUGACAGUUUAUAUUUAGCUCAAGAGGUUCAGCAUGAGAAUUAUGAGGAUUACAUAUCUGCUGAAGGAUCAAUUGAUGCUCAGAUAAGUGAUCAAUUAGAACCUUCACUGGCAUCAUGGAAACAGUUUGAUGAAAUUGAUGAUAGGUUAGCUGCACCUAAGGAGGUUCAAGAUGAGAGAUUUCAGGAUUAUAUGCUAGUGGAAGGAUCAUUAGAGGCUCAGAUGAGGGAUCACUUAGAAUCAUCUACGAGAUCAUGGAAACAAUUUGGCUCUGAUCACGGUAAUGAUGAUGAGUCUGAUUUUGGAUCUGAUGGAGCUGAGAGUUCCUCUCCAGAUGCUUCGAUGGCAGACAUUAUCCCCAUGCUCGAUGAGCUUCAUCCACUUCUAGAAGAUGAAAACCCACAGGCCAGUAAUCUUUCCCGUCAAAGCUCUGCUGUUAAUAUGGAAAUGUCAGCUAAAUCACCUGACAACAGCAUUCACUCGGACGAUGAAAGUGAUAAGGAGGAAGAAGCUGAUGAUGGCAGAAGUGAUGCUGAUGAUGAUAAUGAAGAGGAAAUGGAAGGUGGUGAAGGAACUCCCGCAGAAUCUGUCAUCACGUGGACAGAAGAUGACCAGAAGAAUCUUAUGGAUCUGGGGACAUCUGAAUUAGAAAGGAACCAGCGCCUGGAGAGCCUUAUUGCGAGGAGACGGGCAAGGAAGAUGACGGGUGAUAGGAAUUUGAUAGACUUGGACGGGAUGGAUCUUCCUUUUCCAGUUCAACCUAUCUCAACGAGAAGACACAAUCCUUUUGAUUUUCCUCAAGAGACUUAUGCUGACUUGGAGUUACCGCCAAUUCCUGGCUCUGCACCGUCUGUUAUGUUGGCUAGGCGAAAUCCUUUUGAUCUUCCUUAUGACUCUAGUGAAGAAAAGCCUGAUUUAACGGGAGAUAGUUUUCAGCAGGAGUUUACAGAGCUUACUCAGAGAGAGCAAUUUAACCUGAGGGAGGCAAUAUUUCGAAGAAAUGAGACAUUCAGUAUGGGUUCCUCUGGUUUCGAUUUUGGAAGGCCUAGUCGUUUUAGACCUUAUUUUGUGCCUGAAAGAACAGAUUCUGAUGUGAUGAGCUAUAUUUCUCUCCAAAGACAGUUAAGUGAGCUUAGCGAGUCCAAGGCAAGUUCUGCUGCUGAGACAGAAUCGAUUUUUGUAGGAGUAGACGAGGAAGAAAAGAAGCCAAGUGAACAUGACUCUGCUCAAGAAGUUGAACGCAUUUCUGAGAUUGAUCAGGCUUCUAUCAAACAUGGAAGACAGUCUUCUGAAGAUCUAGACUCAUUGUCAGGUGAAGAUAAGGAGAAAGAUGUGGUUCCCAGUGUGCUUGAAGUUGAGUUGGGUAGGGCAAAUUAUUCUCCUGCUGUAGCUUCCAACACAUCUGAAACUGUUGAAUCAGCUGAUAAUACACUUGAUCGUGCUUCUAUCCUUGUGAAGCAUGGAAGCCAGUCUUCUGAAGAUUUAGAUUCAUCUUCUGGUGAGGAAAAGGUUAAAGAUUUUGUUCUAAGUGUGCUUGAAGUCGAGUUAGGUAGGGCAAGUAAUUCUGCUGCUGCAGCUUCCAAAACAUCUGAAACUGUCAAAGCAGCUGAUAAUAGACAUGGUUACAAAGAAAAUAAUCCUGCGGUAGAACUGUGGCUGUCCCAUAGUGAAGCUAGCCAUAGUGACAUUCAACUGAUGACAGAAGUAGUUGAAGUGAAUCACAAUUUGAUGUCUAGUCCAUUAUCUGCGCCAAUAGCUACUGAUGAUGUAAAAAUGGAAGAUGUCGACGACAUCUUGGUGAAUAUAGAGCAAAGCCAAGUCAACAAUGUUUUGAAUGUUGAUAUACCCAUGAAGUAUUCUUUAGGGCCUUCAGUAUCAGAUGUUGCAAUUGGGUUGUCACCAGAAACAUCUAGACACGCCAGUGAAGCUGAGGUAGACGAUAAUCAUCCAAAGGAACCUGUCUAUGAUCUAAGCCCACUCAAGAAAAACCAUUCUUUGUCCUCUUCUGAUUUGCAGAGAGAAACAUCAGGGAUUGAUAUAUACCAUUUAUCAACAGAUCUGUUUGUGGGAGAAGAAUCAAAUGUACACAAUCAAGAUGUUAAUAAUGAUUCUCAGCACACAAAACAAGAUACAGAUGACAAUGGCUUGACAGUGAAUAAUAUUGGUGAAGGUAGUGAGCGUCACAUCACUAAGCUGUUCUCAGAGCUCAAUCAACUCUCUGGUAGUCCACAAUCGUUGAUAGUGGCUGAAGAUGAGGGUCAUUUGAGUAUGGAUGACAAAGAAUUGAACGACAAAGUUUCUCCUUAUGAAGUAGAGAAAAUUUGUGAAGAGCAAGACGGUGCUGGAGUUCAUCUUGAAAGGACGCUAGAUAAUAAUAAAAGCUUAGAAGAUCUGCCUUCUGCUGAUGAAUAUGAGUUUGCGAAAGAUUUUGCUUCAAGUCAAGAGAAAAAAGAAGUUGUGCUGGAAGAUGAUCUUUUUCCUAUCCACUCCAUUUCGUCUUGUUCUCAGGUCGAGUUAACGGAAGAUAUUGGAAAGAAAAUGGAAGUAAAUCAGCAAUUUGAGGUACCUAGUUCCAGUUUGAUGAGUCAUGAGAAUGAAGGGAAUGACAAGCUGCUUAUUCCGCUGGAUGAAAAUCGUUCUCAUCCUCAUGAUUCUGACACCCAUGACCCCUUGGCUGAUCUUGCAGAGCAGGAACGAUCCAUCAUUUCUAGGAAGCUUGAGGAGGUUGAAGAAGUGAACACAGUUGGUGAACCUGUAAAUGUUCCGAUUGCUCAAGAGCCUCAACUGGAGAAUAUGUCUGAUCCAGGUCAAAGCCAUGCAUAUUCCUCCCAACCUGAGGAUUCUGAAACAGUUACAAUUGCAGAGCUGGCUACGAAGGAGCAUGUUCAAGGUAUACUUGAAAACAGACAUGCGUAUAUAAUCGAAAAAGAUCCUGAGAUUUCUGAAGGGUUUCAAGAAUCUGUAGAUGAUAAAGAAAUCAUGAAUGACGAGAGAAGUGAUGUCAAGAAGAUCGAUGAAGCAUUGCUUUCUGAGCUGGAUGCUAUUGGUGACUUCAGAAUGUCAGACAUGUUAGCAAACUUGGAGAACAGUAUGAUUUAUCCAAAUAAUGCAACUGAUUCUGAUAUUUCUGCAGAAGCUAUAUGUGAAGUCCAUUCAAGCAUUGAGACGUCAUUUGGCCGUGAUACAUUGCUUGGAGAUAGUACUUAUGUUGGAGACUUUGAAUCUGAGAGAGAAAUCAUUGGAACCAAUCUUCUCGGGAAUACAGAAUCAGACCCAGAUUCAUGUAUAGGAAACGUCGAUACUGAUUUGCUAAACAUAGAAGCUCAAUCCAUUGAGGAGCUUGAUGCUGCUUCAAAGAUGGUGGGUGAAGAUGGUCAAAAUUAUGUGGUUGCUGAGUCUGUCCAGGAUACAUUCAUGAGAGAGGAGGUAAAACCUCCUUUUCCAGAAACCGAGAUAUUGUCUGAAGAUACAGAAUCAGGGGGCUGUGCCUUCGAAGAAGCAAUACUCUCAGAUGCUGCUGCCUUAAAUAACAGGGAAUUGGUUCCAGAAAAAAAUCAAUCUGACCUUGUUUUUCGAGAGGGGCAUAGUACGGAUUCUGGCUGCAGAGAGACUGUUACACGAAUGUCAGCCUUGGAUGGCGAUUUUAUUGAACAGUUCAGCGAAGAUGUUGAGAAAGUCCAAGUAGAAGUUGGUAGAUCUGUUUCUUCUGAAGAUCUACAAACAGUAGCUGAAACUAGAGUUGGUUCUGUGGAAUCUAGGCCAUUGCAAUUGGAUAGUGGCAGUAAAGUGAUGGAAGAAUCAUCUCUUGUUGAAGCAAGCAGUUCACUAGCUCUUGAGCCCAGAAUUCAAACAGAAAGUACUGUAUCUAUGGAAUUCGAGUCCUUGCGAAUAGAUAGAGACUUCAAAGAGAUACCAGAAUCUUCUGUACAUGAUGCAAGUAAUUCACCUGCUUUUGUGUCCGGGAAUGGUAAAGAGCCUUUAGAAAUAACUGUUCUUGGAGCCAGUAUUGCACCUGCAGUUGAAUCUGAAAUUCGAAGAGAAAGAAAUACAUCUGAGGCAUUGUUGGUCGAAAGAGAGAGUAGAGAGAUACAAGAAUCUCUUCUUGUUGGAGCUGGUAUUGUAUCUGGUGUUGAGUCUAGGUAUCAUAUAGCGAAGUUUGAUUCUGAGUCAAUGCAAUCAAAUGAAGAGGUUAAAGAGACACAGGAACUGCCUGAUUAUGAAGGAAGUAUUGCUCCGGCUUUUGAGUCUGAAGAUCAAAGAGGAACAGUUGGGUCAUCUGAGCCAUUGCAGAUGGAUGGAGACAUUUAUGAGGUACAAGAAUCUCCUGCUGUCGAAGCAAGUAUUCCAUCUGCUCAUGAGCAGGAGAAGAAUGAGUCAGUGCAAUCAAAUGAAGAGGUUAAAGAGACACAGAAACUGCCUGAUUAUGAAGGAAGUAUUGCUCCGGCUUUUGAGUCUGAAGAUCAAAGAGGAAGAGUUGGGUCAUCUGAGCCAUUGCAGAUGGAUGGAGACAUUUAUGAGGUACAAGAAUCUCCUGCUGUCGAAGCAAGUAUUCCAUCUGCUCAUGAGCAGGAGAAGAAUGAGUCAGUGCAAUCAAAUGAAGAGGUUAAAGAGACACAGGAACUGCCUGAUUAUGAAGGAAGUAUUGCUCCGGCUUUUGAGUCUGAAGAUCAAAGAGGAAGAGUCGGGUCAUCUGAGCCAUUGCAGAUGGAUGGAGACAUUUAUGAGGUACAAGAAUCUCCUGCUGUCGAAGCAAGUAUUCCAUCUGCUCAUGUGCAGGAGAAGAAAGUGGUUGGAUCCGAGGAAUCCAAGCCAUUGCAAAGAGACACAGUCACGGAAGAUUUACAAGAAUGGCAUGUUGUUGAAGGAACAACUCUUGUAGAACCUGAGCCAUUGCAAACAAAUACAGAUGUAAAAGAGAUACAAAAGUCUCCUACUGCAGAAGCAUGUAUACCUGUUCUCGAAUCUAAAGAUCACAUCUUGACAGGUAAUUCUGGGGAAGCUGAACCGUUGGCAAUGGAUAGAAACAUUGGGGACUUAAAAGAAUUGCCUGCCGUCGAAGCAAGAACCACACAUGCAGUUGAUUCAGGACGUCAACUAGAAAGGGUUGGCGUUGUGGAAUCUGAACUAUUGCAGAGGGAUGGUGAUUUAGAAGAGAUUCAAGAAUCUCCUGUUCUACACACAAGUUCUGUAUCUGCCGUUGAGUCAAAAGAGCAACCAGAAGUCAAUUAACAAGUGGAAGUUGUAGAGAUCCAGGCUUUGAACAAUCAUCAACUGUACUGUGAUUCUAUCCAGCAACAAAUGAAUUUAGUGAUCGAGACAUGUCAGUAGUGCUGCUGAAAAUUUUAAUUAUACAUUGAGGUCUCACUUUCUAUCAAACUUAAGCUUCUUCAGCUCUUGUUCAAGUGGAUGCUUACGAAAAUGGCCAUUGUGCAAGAUGCAGCCUUGUUCGGUAAGUGGGUCUUCCCUAAAACAUUGCUUCAAGAUUAAUCAUGAAUGCCUACAAUUCUAUAAUAGCGUGGUUGGCUGGUAAUGCGGUGUCGUUUGAGUUACUCGAGGUGGCUGCUUUUUUGGAGAAAUAGCAGUUUCAUUGUUGGCCCAUUUUGUUCGGCUUUUUUUCUUUCCAGAAAGUUUGAGGUUUUUUUUUUAUGUAUUCUUUAGGAAUGAAUCUUGUGCUCUAUGUUCUAAAUGUUGUAAAUUAUAUGCAUUUAUGUCACUAAUCUGUGACAAUUGCAUUGUUGGGAGUUUGAGAGUUGUAUUUUUCAGUAUGGAGCUGAAAGUUGUGGUAUGACUGACACUGUGUGUAUAGUGUGUCUCUUGAGAGUUGCAAGGCUAACUUUUUCAAGCCUUCUGUUCUCUACCGUACAUUGUGUUCUGGAAUGAAAACUGAUUUUGAAGUGUGUCA